This is a messenger RNA of Eutrema salsugineum, 1630 nucleotides long. Its product is annotated as exosome complex component RRP45A. Gene Ontology annotation, cellular component: cytoplasmic exosome (RNase complex); nuclear exosome (RNase complex). NCBI's taxonomy places the organism in Eukaryota, Viridiplantae, Streptophyta, Magnoliopsida, Brassicales, Brassicaceae. The record is from RefSeq and is a predicted model, not a curated record. The coding region runs from base 118 to 1443 and encodes 441 amino acids. The transcript has 10 exons. Gene Ontology annotation, biological process: U1 snRNA 3'-end processing; nuclear polyadenylation-dependent mRNA catabolic process; TRAMP-dependent tRNA surveillance pathway.
CCCCCAAAACCUCGUGCCAGCACCGCCGGAGGUAAGAAUUCUGCGAGAAGGGAAAAAAAGAAAGAAGAAAGUUGAAGUCUUUUCUCAUCCAUUUUCUCCAAUAGUCAAUAGCAAAUAAUGGAGGGGAGAUUGGCUAAUAUGUGGAGGUUGACCGUGAACGAAAGCAAAUUCGUGGAAACGGCGUUGCAAUCUGAGCUCAGAGUUGAUGGUCGUGGGCUUUAUGAUUACCGCAAGCUCACAAUUAAAUUUGGAAAAGAAUAUGGUAGCUCAGAAGUUCAACUUGGUCAGACUCAUGUGAUGGGUUUUGUGACUGCUCAGUUGGUUCAACCGUACAAAGACAGGCCUAACGAAGGCUCCCUCUCUAUCUUCACUGAAUUUUCUCCAAUGGCUGAUCCAUCGUUUGAGCCAGGUCGUCCUGGCGAAUCUGCUGUGGAGCUGGGCCGUAUUAUAGACCGCGGUCUAAGAGAAAGCCGUGCGGUAGAUACAGAGUCACUCUGCGUUCUAGCUGGAAAGAUGGUCUGGUCCGUUCGCAUUGAUCUUCACAUUUUGGACAAUGGAGGGAACUUGGUUGAUGCUGCAAAUAUUGCUGCGUUAGCAGCGCUCAUGACGUUUAGGAGACCUGACUGCACUGUAGGAGGGGAGAACAGUCAAGACGUGAUCAUACAUUCACCGGAGGAAAGGGAGCCACUUCCGUUGAUAAUACAUCAUAUUCCAAUAGCCUUCACGUUUGGAUUUUUCAAUAAAGGCAACAUCGUGGUGAUGGACCCAACUUAUGUUGAAGAAGCGGUUAUGUGUGGGAGAAUGACUGUGACAGUCAAUGCCAAUGGCGAUAUAUGCGCAAUCCAAAAACCGGGAGAAGAAGGCGUGAACCAGAGUGUAAUCCUACAUUGCCUGCGUCUUGCUUCUUCAAGAGCUGCUGCAACAACUAAGAUAAUUAGAGAAGAGGUUGAAGCAUAUAACCGUGAGAAGAACUUACAGAAGGUGAAGCGACAUCCUACUAUGGCUAAAUCUGAAGUUUCUGGACCAAUGGUAGUUGUGAAGGAGGGACACAAGAAGUCCACCGCAGAUCAGGAAAAAGCUGCAGAGAGAUCUCGGGAAGACGUCGAAAGGUUAAACCUGUCUUCAGUCGAACUAAAAGGCAGGAAGAAACAAGAAGCUGCUGCCUCUCCUGCCAAUUUCAAAGGCGGUCCAUCGAGUUGGGAUCCUUACACGGAAGCUAUGGAUGUUGAUUCGCUGAAAGCUUCUCUUGCUUCAAAAGGGGCUUCUCCCGUGACGAAGUCACCGAUCAAGAAAAAGAUGGACGGCUCUGAAAAUACGCAGAAAGAUGGUGAGAGUUCAAUGGAGGAUCUAACCGAAGAUUUAGGGAAGGAUGGAGAGCUGACACUCAAAGAUGCUGUGAAACCUAAGAAGAAGCGAAAAACAAAAGCAGUGAAAAAGGUCUAGUGUUUUGUUUAUUUUUGGUAGUGAGCACUGAGCACAAAUUUAUUUUGUCCUUUGUAAGGAAAUAGGAAAGACCAAACCAAAGCAAAAAUAGAUUCCAGGUUUAAUGUGUCCCAAUCACUCGUUUAAACCUAUCUUCUUCCCUUGAGACUCUGGAUACGGAUUUAAGGUGAACCUAUUUUUCUGAAAA